AUGCUGGAUGCCAUCUUCAAGAGUCGAAUGGACUUCUUCCGCGAAGGGAGUGACCUCCAAAAAGGGUCGCAGGUCCUGGCUGGCGAUGGCAAGACCGUUCUGGAGGUGGUCGACAUCUCAAAAGAAGCACAAACUACGAAAGUGGUUGACUUGCAGGCAGGCACUGCAACAUUGCGGGUGACCCCGGACCAUCCCGUGCAGAUUCCCAAUGAAGGUGGCAACGCGGGACGCCCUCUUUGCAUGCCGGCCGGCAAGCUCAAGGUGGGCGAGUUCGUGAUGCUGGAUUCAGGGGAGCCGGUUGCGCUCACCAGCGCAGAGACACUGCCCAUGGAGUGCAACGUGCUGAAGAUCGUCUUCAAGCCGGACUUGCCAGUGGCCGUCUUCUCCAGCCCAGCCUGCAUCCUCAGCAAGGGGCACAGGAAGUUGCAGACUCGUCGCAGCGUCCGUGGGAGAGGCAAGGAAGCGGCCUAUCCGAUCGAUGAAGGAGCUUCAAUUCCUGACACAGCGGCCGGGGAGUACAUGGACUGA
This is a messenger RNA of Symbiodinium sp. CCMP2456, 528 nucleotides long. The record is from the annotation of a GenBank genome assembly. Lineage: Eukaryota; Dinophyceae; Suessiales; Symbiodiniaceae.